UCCUGGUGCCCUAGGAAGACAUAAUAUCCGGGAAAGUCCUCUGUCAUUUCCCCGGAAAAAGCACUGGAUUUAAUGUGCGUUACAUCUCAAAGCGGGAACAGCGAUUGAUUUCAACCCAGUCGGUGUUAGAGUCUGUCCUUUACAGGGCAGUGGCUCCUCGUGCUCGGCUGCAUGGCUUGGAGCAGUGCCCCAUCGAUUAAUGAACUGUUGUCUAGUGAACUGCGCAUUCCCAUGACUGCACCCCAGAAGCCUUUACUUUAUAGCAUUUUUAUGUGUGACGUUAGUUGCUUGUAUUCGCGUUUUUAUCAGUUAUCUGAAUACCCGUCCGAAGUUUGCGUGAGUGUUUUUCAGCUUCACCAACUGAUGAGGUGUCAGCUCCCCUCCGGUCGCAAAACGAUCUGUCCGUCACUGUCAGGGCUCAAUUACACGAUCGCGAGUCGUUUCAUAGCAUAUCAUACACAACGGGGGCUUGUAGAGAAGGAGUUCCGGGGCUCCUUUGCUUUGUUCUGAUGUUUUUCUCUGGGCAACUGGCCGGAGGGCAGCUCCGCGGUCCAGGCAUGUUCAUGCAAGGCCACAAGAAAUUAUUGCAGGAUAAAAACCAUUCACAGCAUUUACCAGGUGCAACCGAUUUCACCCGACUGUAUAGACAAAACGCAACUUUCGAACGUCCACACGCUUUCAGCAAUACCGAUGGAGAAAAGGAUUCCACCUGCAACUUCAAGUGGUUUUUGCGGCGCCACACCUGCGACUGUUGCUUCAUUAGCCAGCACACCCGAGCGCCAUGAAAGAGCGGACGAAAAUUGCCAGAAAGAUACACUCAGCAAAAAAACAAAAGGGGGAAAUGCAGGUUGUCGUCUCUCUUCUACAGUACCACCUCUGAGUCUCAAAGGGCGCUGGAUCUGCGAAGAAUGUGACAAAGCGUGCAUUGUCAUUCGUGAGGAGUGCCGGUGUUUGUGCGGUCACCGCCUGAAAGAACACACAAAGGGUCUUGCCAAGGGUGUCGAUCGUCCACACCCGUUUGGAUGCACCAAUAGAAAGUGCAAAUGUCGCGACUUCUUCUAUAUUGUUGCAGAGGGUGCGUGGAUUUUAAGGUGCAGGUGCAAACACAAACACAUCGAACAUGAUCCAGUCACCUUCAAGUGUACACGAACCUCUUGUUCCUGCAACAAGUUCGACUCUCCGUGGGUGUGUAAUUGCAACCAUCCGUGGAACAGACACAAGCAAGUCAUGGAAAAGCUAAACAGAACGGCGGACACGGUCUCUCAAAUUGGGAAGGGAAUAGCCGAGGACUUUAUGGAUUUAGGUCGAGAGGUCACGGACUUGGAUAACCUGCGGAGAGAUCCUCUUGGAGGCUCUGUUCCGAUGGUCGAUUACACGCAGUUCCACUGUCUCUGAUUCAACCAGGAAAUGAAGUCGCUGCCGUUUUGUCUUUUCAAUGUUCUCGUUCCUUAGUUUGUUUUUCCUCUACUGUUGACGAUCCCGAAGAGGUCAUUUGAAGUUGUAUGAGCAAUGAACUCGAUAUGGCUUAUGUUACCAUUUCUUUUUCGUACCCGGGCGUGGCGGGAGCUUUGUGGAACCUCAUAGCCUCCCCCGUGUGCUGUUCCCUCCCCGUGAUUGCUUGCC
Toxoplasma gondii ME49 is the source of this 1623-nucleotide messenger RNA. RefSeq lists its product as hypothetical. The transcript is spliced from 4 exons. The record is from RefSeq and is a predicted model, not a curated record. The coding region runs from base 691 to 1395 and encodes 234 amino acids. NCBI's taxonomy places the organism in Eukaryota, Apicomplexa, Conoidasida, Eucoccidiorida, Sarcocystidae.